CUAAAAUUGUUAGUGCACAAUGAGCUUCGAUUUUAAAAGAAACAUUUGAAAAAAAAUACUUCUAGAGUGAAAGAGCUUGAGAGUCCCUUGACCGUUCCGAGCUGCCAUGAGCACUGAAGUACAGUCAACAACAGCAGCAUGCGGCGAUUAAUUAGACAUUUGUCUCAAUGAGGGGAGGUUUGGGAGGCAGCAGAGGGAUAAAGGCAGGCAAAUCUGCUGGCCUAAUUAGGGGAAUUUAAUUUCUCUCAGGCUCACAUUGACUCAGACCUUGAUGAAGCAUUCUAAAGAGGAAGGGGGGGCUGACAAAGAGGCUUGUACACAAUCCCUGAUUUUACAUGAAGGAAUCGACGGGUGUUGAAGAAAGCUCGCCAAAAAAGGAAGUGCACGACUUGGCGUAAUCAUGGCGAGCCGUCACAAAGGAGCUCAUCAAAUGUGCCUCUGCAUUGUGUGUUAAAGGUUUGUUGUACGUGCCUGUUGGAGGAAUAGUGCAGAAGUCCAGUGGGGCGAGGCUGGAAGGAUGUCUGUAUAACGUGCGAGAGGUCCGGGGGCUAAAGAGAGGCGUCAAAGUCAGUGUCCGAGCAUGAGUCGAGGAUCGAGGGGGGCAGUCCAAUUCCAGAGGGAAGUCCAGUUUCUUGUGUGUGUCCCCGAGUCGAGCUGUGUGUCUCGCAUUCCUGGACCUUCCCCUUCCUGGAUCUCAACCUCUCGCCUGUCCCUGGACUACGACGCCUCGCUCCUGCCUCUUGACAACUCUUCUGCCCCCGGACUACCCUGCAUGCCUUGCCUUGUCAGACAGCACCGGAUUUACGCAGAUAUUCUACUUCUGACCAACGCGGUACUGUUAGCUUCUUCAAGGCUCCUCAAACGCUACCGCUUGCUGCGUGUUGGCUUCUCACUCACCUGGCCCACCGCUGCUGUUUUGGUUACGUACAUCUGCCCGUCCAUCAUGUGGAUUUACAAUCUCGCUUUGGGCUCUGCUCUUGUAGACUGUCCUGUCCAUUUUAAUAAACCCAGCGUCAUCUCUGUUCCAAUACAUGAGUGCGGAGCUCUUCCAACUCAUUCGGUCUGCUCCCUCGCCUGGAUUGCAUCACUUUCGGGACAUUGUCGGAGGUAUAUCCACCCACCGCCGUCCUCCGAGAAACACCCGCAGGAAGGUCGGUCACUGCACGUUAGCUAACCUGCCCAAGUCAGCUAACGUUAGCUUCUCCAACCAGAUCUCCGCCGUCAAAUUUGGAUUAUUUAACACCUGUUCCCUCACAGGCAAGGGACUACUUCUGCAGGACCUCCUCCAUGACCGAAAAUAUGCCUUUCUCUGUUUAACAGAGACUUGGAAAAAUCCCAAUGACUUUUCGAGGCUGAACGAGUCUACUCCACCUGGGUUUGUUUACAUCUGUCAACCCCGCGUCACCGGAAGAGGAGGUGGUCUCGCGUUGAUUUACCACAAGAGUUGGAGGUCUCCUCUGUCACAUUGCCAGAGUCAAGUUCAUUUGAGUCAGUGGCUCUUCAACUAAAUAGACCCAUUCCAACUGUUUUAGUUAAUAUUUACUGCCCACCCAAACUAAAUAAAGAAUUCAAGGAAGAGUUUAAUACACUUGCUCACUCUCUUCAAACAUAAUUUUGCUAGGUGAUUUACAUAUUCGUGUAGACAUCACUAAUCAUUCACUUACAAAGGAAUUAAUCUCUUGUAUGGACUGUGUUUUUGUUUUUUUUAUCAAACAUUGUAUUAACUUUCCCACCCACUCCAAAGGCCAUAAAUUGGACUUGGUCUGCUGCUCUGGUGUCACUUCUCUCAACUGUUCUGCUACUGAUCUCCCCACCUCCGACCACAUGCUUAUUUCAUUCAAAAUAUGUUUGUCACUAUUCAAAAUCAAACAACCACGUUUAAUGUCCUACCGUAACAUAAACACAUCAAAUUACCAAAUCUCACAGCAGGCAUUGACAGUUUUCCCACCAUCAC
Nerophis lumbriciformis (worm pipefish) is the source of this 1954-nucleotide messenger RNA. RefSeq lists its product as uncharacterized. NCBI's taxonomy places the organism in Eukaryota, Metazoa, Chordata, Actinopteri, Syngnathiformes, Syngnathidae. The record is from RefSeq and is a predicted model, not a curated record.